UAUAAAUUCUCUGCUAUGGUAGACCACAGCAGGGGGAGUGUAGCAAAAUGAAGGUGCUCACUGCCCUACUACUUUUGAUCUCACUGCAAUGUUCAUGCGCUGUGAGUCCCACCGACUGCAAUGCUGUUGAGCCUGAGGCUGAGAAAGCUGUAGACCUUAUCAAUAAAUGGCGACGGAAUGGCUAUCUUUUCCAGUUGCUGCGGGUCGCUGAUGCCCACUUGGACACAGUGGGAUCUGCGACUGUCUAUUAUUUAGUCUUGGAUGUAAAAGAAUCUGACUGUUGGGUCCUGUCCAGGAACCAGGAAGACUGUAUACCAGCUCAUUUUAGAAGGCCGUCUGAUAUAGUGAUUGGGCAAUGUAAGGUAAUAGUUACAAGAUAUUCAAAUGAAUCUCAGGACCUCCGAAUGAAUGACUUUAACUGCACCACCAGUUCUGUGUCUUCAGCACUGAGCAAUAACAAAGACAGUCCUGUAAUCCUGGAUUUCUUUGAGGACACGGAGCAGUACAGAAAAGAAGCUGACAAAGCCCUUGACAAGUACAAAAGCGAGAACAGUGAUUUUGCCUCUUUCAGAGUGGACCGAGUAGAGAGAGUUGCGAGAGGGAGAGGAGGGGAAAGAACCAAAUACUAUCUGGACUUCUCUGUGAGGAACUGCUCCACACAACAUUUCCCCAGACCCCCUAAAGUUUUUGGAUUCUGCAGAGCAGAUUUGUCCUAUAAUAUAGAAGCCUCUGACUUGGAAGCCCCAGAAGACCUUGAAGUAAUUUGUGAAGUCUUUAACUUUGAGGAACAUAGAAACAUCAGUGAUGUAAGACCCCAUUGGGGCCCUCCCCACCACUUUGAUGGGCAUGGACAUUCUCAUCAUCAUCCUCAGAAGCCACAUAAAUUCGGAUUCCGACCUCUCCCAGAAGGAAAAGAUAACUCUGACAGACCACCACUUCGAGAAGGAGAUUUUCCACCAUUUUUGCCACCUCCAGGAUCAAGAUGUCAUCACCCUCUUUUUGGCACCAAUGAGACCCAAAGACACCCUUAUAAUCAUAGUUUCAGUGAUCAGCAUCACCAUGGACCCCAUUCCCACGAACACGGUCCCCAUGGCCAUGGGCCCCAUAAACAUGAUCCCCAUGGGCACGGUCCUCAUGGACAGGGACCCCAUGGACAUGGGCCUCAUGGACAUGGUCCUCAUGGACAUGGACCCCAUGGACAAGGGCCUCAUGGACACGGUCCUCAUGGACAUGGACCCCAUGGACAUGGUCCUCAUGGAAACGGUUCUCAUGGACAGGGACCCCAUGGACAUGGGCCUCAUGGACAUGGUCCUCAUGGACAGGGACCCCAUGGACAUGGGCCUCAUGGACACGGUCCUCAUGGACAUGGACCCCAUGGACAUGGGCCUCAUGGACACGGUCCUCAUGGACAUGGACCCCAUGGACAUGGUCCUCAUGGAAACGGUUCUCAUGGACAUGGACCCCAUGGACAAGGGCCUCAUGGACAUGGUCCUCAUGGACAUGGACCCCAUGGACAUGGGCCUCAUGGACACGGUCCCAAUGGACAUGGACCCCAUGGACAUGGUCCCCAUGGACAUGGUCCCCGUGGCCGUGAUUUCGAUGACUAUGGACCCUGUGAUCCACCUUCCCUUGGCCAAGGUCCCCCAGAUCACCAUCACCGUGGCCAUGGCCCACCACAUAGGCACCCAGGAAAAAGAGGCCCAGGUAAAGGACACUUUCCUUUCCAUCCGAGACAAAUUGGAUCCAUUGUUCGACUCCCUCCACUAAACAUAAAUGAAGUUCUUCCUCUUCCUGAAGCCAAUUUCCCCAACUUCUCAUUGCCAAACUGCAAUAAUCGCCUAAACACGAAGAUUCAGCCCUUUCCUCCAUCAGCCUCUGAAUUGUGUCCAGGGACGUUCAAGAGUGAGUUUCCAUACCUUUCCAAGUUUUUUGCAUAUCCAUCUCCAAAAUAAAAUUUGAUUCUUUGAUGGGCAUCCUCAGAAGCCACAUAAACUUGGAUUCCGACAGAAGUAAAUCAUAUUCUAAAUUAGAGCCAUCUGUGAAAUUGCAGUUGUUUUAAUCAUACUUUUAUACUCAGGAUAGGGCAAUAUGUGGGUGUGGAAGGAAAUGGUGCAAGAAGAGACAAAUAGAUGGAAAGGUGAGGAAAGAUUUCAUGCUACAAAUCAGAAGUUAAUUAGGUCACUGGCCACUGUAUUGCUUGCAGUAAAUUUCUAAUUCUCAGAGUUUCCUUCUUUCUUGGAUUGAACUUCUCUAACUCUAGAUUGUCCAUUACUGCUUGUGCUAUGUUUAAGCAUACCAAAAAGAUAUGUAUUAUUACUUAAAGGAUUAUUAUGAAAGUGA
This is a messenger RNA of Marmota monax (woodchuck), 2340 nucleotides long. It is a transcript of the gene Hrg, whose product is annotated as histidine rich glycoprotein. NCBI's taxonomy places the organism in Eukaryota, Metazoa, Chordata, Mammalia, Rodentia, Sciuridae. Gene Ontology annotation, molecular function: zinc ion binding; heparin binding; serine-type endopeptidase inhibitor activity. Gene Ontology annotation, cellular component: extracellular region; blood microparticle; endolysosome. The transcript is spliced from 7 exons. Gene Ontology annotation, biological process: regulation of platelet activation; heme transport; negative regulation of endopeptidase activity. The coding region runs from base 48 to 1952 and encodes 634 amino acids. The record is from RefSeq and is a predicted model, not a curated record.